Rhagoletis pomonella (apple maggot) is the source of this 975-nucleotide messenger RNA. RefSeq names its product E3 ubiquitin-protein ligase TRIM9-like. The transcript has a single exon. NCBI's taxonomy places the organism in Eukaryota, Metazoa, Arthropoda, Insecta, Diptera, Tephritidae. The coding region runs from base 1 to 975 and encodes 324 amino acids. Gene Ontology annotation, molecular function: zinc ion binding. The record is from RefSeq and is a predicted model, not a curated record.
AUGGAGGACGAACUACGCUGCCCGACAUGCAAACAACUCUUCGCCAAUCCGGUACUGCUGCCCUGCUUCCACGCCCUCUGCUUGGGUUGUGCGCUUGACAUACAGACCGCCUACACGCCCGCCUCGGCCUUGGCCGCCAUCAAUGCCGGUGCUGGCCUCGUCGCGAAUGGCAACAUAAACGGCGGCUGUCUGGUACAUUCGCAUCCAGUGCAUGGCGCAGCAGCCCAUGGUAACAGCGUCACUACCACCGCUACAGUACAUUCACACGCUGGCGUUGGUGCGCCCGCAGCACCAUCCUCACAUCCUUCGUCGACACGUCACUCAUCGAACAGCUCAGCCGCCAGCACUGCCAGCUCGGCCACAGGCAGCGAAAGUGUUACAUCCGAUCAGGACCAGGCAGACAAGGUGAGCAUCUUGAGUGAAGCCGACUCCGGUGUAGUCUGCUGCUCGAAUACAUCACGUCCGGUUUCGUACGCCGGCACCGCACAGUUACAGGGCCUGUUGCAGGGCGCUGCUGCUGCGCCACCUGGCGCUGCUUUUUAUCUCACCUGUCCGCUCUGCCGGAAGCUGGUGUUCUUCGACGAGGGUGGCGUGCGUAAUUUGCCCGCCUAUCGCACCAUGGAAUCGAUUGUUGAUCGCUUUUGUGCACGCGAAGCUCUGCGCUGCCAAAUGUGCGAGACAGAUCCGAAGGUGGCGUCCACUGUGUGCGAACAAUGCGAGAUACGUUACUGCGAUGCAUGUCGGGAGCUCUGCCAUCCGGCACGUGGCCCGCUGGCCAAACAUAAUUUAAUGAAGCCGCGUAAUUGCGCACCACAAAGGGAGUCGGUCUGCGGCGACCAUGGAGAUACGCUGGCAAUGUACUGCUUGGUGUGCAAGAUGCCCGCCUGUCCACAGUGCAUCGCUGAGAAACACCAUCCCGGACACGAGGUGCAGUCCAUCAGUGUCACUUGCAAGGCACAAAAGGUGAGUGAAUAA